Messenger RNA from Chanos chanos (milkfish), 1454 nucleotides. It is a transcript of the gene pus3, whose product is annotated as pseudouridylate synthase 3. Gene Ontology annotation, molecular function: RNA binding; pseudouridine synthase activity. The transcript has 6 exons. Bases 1 to 1416 code for a protein of 471 amino acids. Gene Ontology annotation, cellular component: cytoplasm; nucleus. NCBI's taxonomy places the organism in Eukaryota, Metazoa, Chordata, Actinopteri, Gonorynchiformes, Chanidae. The record is from RefSeq and is a predicted model, not a curated record. Gene Ontology annotation, biological process: tRNA pseudouridine synthesis; mRNA pseudouridine synthesis.
AUGUCAGAGAGUCUGGUGGCCCGAGUGAAGGCCUUAGAGGAAGAGGUUGAGAGAUUGAGAGCACAACUGAAAGAGCAGAAGGACGGAGCAGCUUCGAAGAACUAUGAGACAAACGUUCGACCCGAACCUAACCCUGCUGUGAUGGACAGCCAUGGGUCUAAAGGUACCAGACAUAAAGGGAAAAGAGGAGGGCAGGAGCGUCCGUUUAACUUCUCUGCUCAUCCACGGCGGCAUGUGGCACUGCGGUUAGCCUAUCUCGGUUGGGAAUAUCAGGGUUUCGCUGUGCAGGAAAAUACGGACAAUACAGUUGAAGCCAGGCUUUUUGAAGCAUUGCUGAAAACCAAGCUGAUUCCGGACAGACAGAGCUCAAACUAUCACCGAUGUGGACGCACAGAUAAAGGAGUCAGUGCUUUUUCUCAGGUCAUAUCCAUCGACUUGCGGUCCACUCAGUUCUGUGGGGGACUAGGGGUGACCGUCCCAGAAAACACUGAAGCCAGUGCCAAAAGCAAGCCUGACACAGCAGAGCUGCCUUAUGUGAAAAUGCUGAACAGAGUUCUGCCUCAGGACAUUAGGGUGCUGGACUGGGCCCCUGUGGAAGCAAACUUCAGCGCGCGCUUUGACUGCCAGUCCAGAACUUACCGGUACUACUUUCCCCGCGGUGACCUGGACGUGAAGUUAAUGGCUGAGGCAGUCAAACGGUAUGAGGGGACUCAUGACUUUAGGAAUCUGUGUAAGAUGGACGUGGGUAAUGGAGUUCUCCAGUUCCAGAGAACCAUCCUGUCUGCCUCCGUCAUGCCCACCCAGCCCUGCCACGUGACCUCCACUGACCCCUAUGACCUCUAUGUGUUUGAGGUCAAAGGCCUUGCCUUCCUGUACCAUCAGGUUCGCUGUAUGAUGGCAGUACUCCUUCUGAUUGGACAGAAACUGGAAACUCCAGACAUCAUUGAUCAGCUUCUGGAUGUUGAAAGCAAUCCCAGAAAGCCUCAGUACAGCAUGGCGGUAGACUACCCCCUGGUCCUGUACCACUGCCACUUUGAGGGUGUGAACUGGAGGAGAGAGUCAGAGGAGAUGAGUCUCGUCCUGAACUCUCUACAGCACCACUGGACCCAGUCUGCCAUCAGAGGCCAGGUUCUGCAUGCCAUGAUCCAGGACUUACACAACACAGGUGGGGGUCCAUCACUUCAGUGCUGCCUCAUGGAAGGUUCAAGACAGCGUAACUACCGUCCCCUGCUGGAGAGGCCCCGCUGUGAAAGCCUGGAAUCGCGGAUCCAGCAUUUUGUGAAGAGAGGAAGAUUAGAGAGAGAGGAGGGAGAGAACGGAGAAGAGAGUGUUUUUAGGGGCAAGAGGUCCAAAAAUUCACACCAGUCUCCCCAAACAGAGGAGAUGUCCUCCACACAACAGCAAGACCAGAGCUGAUUUUACUUUAUUUUACUUUUUGUAAUGGAGGAAUGUUC